Molecule: messenger RNA, 561 nt
Organism: Sphenostylis stenocarpa
Lineage: Eukaryota; Viridiplantae; Streptophyta; Magnoliopsida; Fabales; Fabaceae
Source: the annotation of a GenBank genome assembly
AUGCAAAAUUGCCCACCUAGUCCUUAUUCUGGCUUUUCAAAACUUGAUAAAAGCUCUCCUCUUUGUGCUGUGCAUUUUCCAUCUCUUCCUGCUUCAGUUGUGAGGCUUACUGGUGCUGGUGAUUGCUUAGUCGGUGGAACACUCACAUCAAUUUGUGCAGGAUUAGAUAUUAUGCUAAGUGUGUCAGUUGGCAUUGCAAUGGCUAAAGCUGCAAUUGAGGCUGAGGCUAAUGUCCCUAAUUCUUUCAAUUUAUCAGUUAUCGCAGAUGAGGCUAAAACUAGAGAACAUGUAGAUCAUGUUCCCCUCAUUCUCUUCUGUGUAACCAAGUUUACAAACAAAUUACUCCAUGACCGAAUCUACAUUCCCUUCGCGGGCCUGAAACCCGGGCGGAUCAGAAGAAAGAUAGGGGCAUCGGCAAUUCCCUCAUCUGUGACUCUCCUACGGGAAAGAUUAAGAAAAGCAUAUCCAGGAGAGUUCGAUCUAACUUGUAGAUUUCUUUCAGCCUUUUCUUCUUUAGCUGAGUUCUCUAGACUAGCCGUUCCUGUUCGACUCCGGGGAUAA